CAUCUUACAUAGAAAACUGGUAAGUUACGUUAAAUCUUCACAUAUGGUAACCCCAAAUAUGGAUUCCGAUUUAAUCAUUGGCCUUCUGUGCUGGACAAUGAUAUUGCUACAUUACAUAUUGAAGCUGCAAAAUAAAACAACCCAUCUCUUCUUGUUCCCUCAUAAAGACAAAUACAUUCACAGAGAGACUCACAGUUUCUGUUCUCAAAGAUUGGUUUUUUGUUGUGAAGUUGGGCUGCAAUGGCUGUCUCCUCCUACAAAUCUCAAAUCCUUUUCCCUUCUUUGAAUCCCAUUCCCAAGUUUAAUGCUCCUCGAAAUUGCUUUUUCCCACACCCAAUUCCUCACGCAAAGCAACUAAGUCAAAAAACCACUCUGGUCUCUGCAUUUCCCGGCACUGUAUCUGAUAGUUCAACCCAAAAAGUACAAUCUUUCGAUGAGUUGAUUGAAUCAUUGAUAGAUCGUGUUGAUUUAUCUGAGGCUGAGGCUGAGGCUUCCCUUGAUUUUUUACUAAAAGAUGCAAAUGAGGCACUGAUUAGUGCUUUUCUUGUUCUGCUGAGAGCUAAAGGGGAGACAUAUGAAGAGAUUGUGGGGUUGGCAAGGGCAAUGCUCAAGCAUAGUGUGAAGGUAGAAGGGUUGAAUGAUGCAGUUGACAUUGUUGGAACGGGUGGUGAUGGAGCAAACACUGUGAACAUUUCCACUGGGGCUUCAAUACUUGCUGCAGCUUGUGGUGCAAAAGUUGCAAAGCAAGGAAACAGGUCAAGUUCCUCCGCCUGUGGAAGUGCUGAUGUAUUAGAAGCAUUGGGAGUAGCUUUUGACUUGGAUCCUGAGGGGGUUACGAGGUGCGUGAACGAAGGAGGAAUUGGGUUUAUGAUGGCUCCAAGGUAUCACCCAGCCAUGAAGAUUGUCAGCCCUGUUAGAAAAAAGCUAAAAGUGAAAACUGUGUUCAACAUAUUGGGCCCAAUGUUGAAUCCAUCUAGGGUACCUUUUGCUGUUGUUGGAGUAUAUAAAGAAGACUUGGUCUUAAAAAUGGCUAAAGCAUUGCAACUUUUUGGCAUGAAAAGAGCAUUAGUUGUUCACUCAGAGGGCUUAGAUGAAAUGAGCCCCCUAGGACCUGGGCUAAUCCUUGAUGUCACUCCAAAAAACAUUGAGACAUUCUCAUUUGAUCCAUUGGAGUUUGGCAUUCCCCGCUGCACCCUAGAUAGCUUGAAAGGUGGGGAUCCAGAGUAUAAUGCGGAUGUUCUAAAGCGUGUGUUAUCAGGACAGAAAGGGUCCAUUGCCGAUGCACUUAUAAUGAAUGCAGCAGCUGCUUUAUUGGUUAGUGGUCAAGUGAACACCUUGGGUGAAGGGAUAAUUUUGGCUCGUGAAACACAAGAAUCAGGAAAAGCUCUUCAGAGGCUUAAUUUGUGGAUAGAUAUUUCCAAUAAAUCAAAAAACGAAGCAGCCCUUAAGUAUGCCUGAGACUCUAAUAUCAGUUAGGGAGUUCUGAAGAUUGAAAGCCAAAAAAUAGCAUGGGAAAUGUCAAAGUAUUCUGACAUGUGAAGGCUUCUAAGUAUUCAGACAUGUGAAGACUUUGAAGAGUAUAAACUUUCACCUGCUUAAAUUUUGAAUAGCCCAUUUAAAGCCAAAUCUUGUAAUCAGUAGAGCUUUAUGCUUCAUGCUGAUGUUUUUCAAUUUUAGGGAUGUUUAUAUCCCAGUUGUUUCUCAAGAUGUAAGAGACCUACAAGAAUUGAUAAAUGCAGUAUUUCACUUUGAAGUAGUA
Molecule: messenger RNA, 1759 nt
Organism: Quercus robur (English oak)
Lineage: Eukaryota; Viridiplantae; Streptophyta; Magnoliopsida; Fagales; Fagaceae
Product: anthranilate phosphoribosyltransferase, chloroplastic-like
Exons: 10
Coding region: 241-1458 (405 amino acids)
Biological process (GO): L-tryptophan biosynthetic process
Cellular component (GO): cytosol
Molecular function (GO): anthranilate phosphoribosyltransferase activity
Source: RefSeq, a predicted model, not a curated record